CGAAAGAAGGCUUGAAAGACCUUGUUACAUCAUUAGAAAGAAAGAGUGGCAAAUUUAAAGAUGAAGAUUUAUCUAAAGAUGAGCCACUUGAAUCCAAAACAUUACCUGAAGUUAUGGAUGUAACUGUGCCUAAAAAAGAAAAUGAAGAUUUAAAAGCCUGUAUAUCUGAAACAAAACCAUGCACAAUUAUAAUCAAAACAGAAAAGAAAGACUGCCUUCAAAUCAUUCUUCAAAUGCCAUUAAACUGAGUGAUAAUUCAUCCCACUUAGAUACUCCUGUAAAAAACUGUGUUUCUGAAAUUGUUCCAAACAAAAGUGAAACAGAUAUGGAAGUUGAUAUGCAAGAAGUCUCUACUAAAACUGAUCUGAAACCAGUAGAGAAAAUUAGCAACUUGUCUAAUUCAGAUAAUUGCAUUAAAUCUGAACACUCAACAGAUAAAAAAAAUGAACCUAUUCCUAUGGAAAUUGACAGUGAACCAAAAACUGAUACUGAAACAAAUAGUUCUGAAAGUGUAGUUAAGGAUGAUAGUAAGUUGUUAAGUUCUACACUGGUAACUCAUGAAAAAAUCCAAGCAGAAUCAAAUAAAAGUUUGUGUAAUAAUACUGUUACUCCAGCUGAAAGUUUAGACCAAGAAAGCAAAUUCAAAGUUGGGAAAAUAAAAUUGUAUGAGAAAUGGAGCAAUGAAAAAAAGAAACUAGCUGCUGCUCAAUCUGAAUGUAGUUUAGUUUCCAGUGAUUCAUUACCAAGUAAUAAAGAACAUGUAGAUCCAGAACGUUCUGUUGCUGUGAAUCCUGAAGUUGAUGUUUUGUGCAAUGUUUCAGAAAAGUCUAAUCUUUUAAAACACAAUGAUGGAUUUCCUUCAAAUAUUGACCAAAGUAGUUGCAAUGACGAAGUACCAAUGGACUUGAGCAUAACUUGUCGGACUUCUGAUGGAAUCAAACAAAAUGCAUCAGUGACUAAUAAUCAUUCUAUUACUGUGCCCCUUCCUAUUGAUAGUAAAAAUUCAUUAUUUUCUGAUUCCAAAAGAAGUGAUUCUCGGAGAAAUAUUCAUUCAGAAAGUGCUAUAGAAAAUCCUCUCUCUGACAAAUGUUCUAAUGUAGAAAACUCUAGUAUGAACAUUAAUCCUCAAGUACCACGGCCAUUUAAAAAGAAACAUUUAUCUAUGGUGAAAGAUGAUUCUAUUAAAGGAAAUUAUGAACAUGCUCGUAAGUCAGUGAUAUUUGAAGUUAAAAACAGUAAAUUAUUAAACCAAUAUGUAGACAUACCUUACAAUCAUGAUGACAGACCAUCACAAGUUUCAGGCUUUUCCCAUUUGCAAGCCUUACAGAACAUGUGUGAUAAUAACCCCAUGGCUGGUCUUCAGAAUAGUGUUAUUCAAUCUAUAACUCAUGAUAAAAAAUCAAAACUGGAUUCUAAUUCUUGUAAAAAGAUAAAUGCCAACGAAAAGCCUUCAUUUAGUGGUACAUGUUUUGAUAAUUUAAGUAAGUAUAAUUUUAGUGGUGCACAAGUGUCCACUGACAUCAAAAGUGCUGCUGAAUGUGAAGUAACAGAUACGUUAUUAAAAUCUAACGUAAACUGUAGUCCUGUAAGUUCUCAAAAGGAUAAGCAUGAAAUGAGUGUUCCUGAACUAAACUGUGAAAGCAUCUGUACAAAAUCUGAGAUAACAAAUCAGAAUUGUGAAACAGAUACUAAAAAUAAAAUAGAUAUGCUUAAACAAAAAGAACAGAAUUCUGUGAAAAAGGACAUUAAAAGCAAUUCUCAGUGUUCUGAAAAUGUUUCUAAAGUACCAGUAGAAGCUGUUGAUUCAACAGAAUAUGCGAAGAAGUCAUCUGAAGAAUCAAUUAAAAUGAAGAAAAUCCAGCCUACAGUGUUAGAUGCUGAUGAUAGUACUCAUUCUGUUGUGCAAAAUGAUAAAUCUUGUAGUAAUGCCGAGGUAAGGUCUGAUGGUAAAGAAAAGGAAUUGAUGGGAUCUUUUGAUAAAAAUGCUAAUCAAGUUGAGGUAUCUGCAUCAAAAAUUACUGAAUGUUGUACUUUAAAGGUAGAAUCAUCUGAAAAUACUGAAAAUUCUGUUGGUGGUAACAAUAAGCAAGAAGACAAAAAAUAUCUAGUGACUGGUAGAGAGGAAGGGCAAGAGAUAAAACCUGUUGACAGUAGUGAACAGACUUCUAAAAAAAUUAAACUAACUGAUGAAGAACCAGAAGAGCCUUUAAAAUCUUCUGACAUUGGGGAGCAGUCUGCCAGGAAAAUAACUGAUAAGCAGCUAACAUCAUCAGAGGAAGUUCUUGAGAACAAGAACCUUUCUGUUCCGAAAGAUGAAAUAAAAAUGUGUGUGAUUAGUCCUGAUAAUGAUAUUGUUAGAAACGAUUCUGACAUUAAAAAAUCUUCAGAUGAGUUAGAUAAAAGUCUUAAAGCAGAUAAAUGUGCUUCAACAAAAUCUCAAGAAAACAUUGAUUCAUCUGUUUCAUCGUCUAGCACUGCUUCUUUUGAAACUGGAAUUAAAUCUGUAGAAGAUAAUUCUAAGUGUUCUGAGAUGGAUUCGUAUUGUCCAGAAAGUGAGGUUUCUAACUCUAAUCCUAUUUGCCAGAAUACUGUGAAAAACGGUAUCUCAGAGUCUCAUAAUUUAAAUAAUUCAGAUAGGGAAAGUGAAAAAUGUGCUGAAGAAGUUUCACUGAAAAAUGAAAAAUCUUCCACUUCAAUAAAUUCUGAAUCAGAAACGGCAGCUAUAUCUCUGAAUAAUAUAUGUGAGGAGAAAAAAGAAGUAUGUAAAGAGAGUAAAGUUUCUGACUUAAAUUGUUUUUCAGUGGAAAAACAUGAGUCUGCUGCUGUAAUAAGUGAGCACAUUUCUGUUCUUCCAGAACAAAAUUCAGCUUCAUCAAGCAGAGAUACAUCUGAUAUUUCUGAAAGUAAUGGUCUUCUAAAUGUUACUAAGGAAAAAUUAUCAGCAAAAGCAGCUGAUGAAGCCUGUAAAAGUAAAUGUGAUAAUGCUGAUGCAGAAAAAAUAAAUCUUUGGCAAAGAAUAAUGAUCUAUUGGCAGAUUCUAACUCGGACAUCCCAGGCGAAAGAAGGAAUAAGUGUGAGGUUGUAAUCAAUAAUUCUGAAUCGCAUAUUCAAAAAGAUAAAGAUUAUAAAGCAAACAAAGAAACUGAUGUGCCCUUUAAAAAUAACUAUAUCAAACCAGCAGUUGUUGAAGACAUUGACAGUUCUAAAAAGGACUCUCCAAACUGUGCAGAAAAUAAAAUUGAAAAAGAAUUGGAAAGUAAAAUAAGUGAUGGGAAUGCAGAUUGCAUUGUAUCUGAUGGUCAGUUAAGUAAAAAGUGUGAAUUACCAAACACUGGUGAACAAAUUUCUGCACAUGAAAAUGAAAUUCAUUUUGCUUCAAAGAAUGAUUCACGUCAAGCUGAUAUUAAAGAAAGUUUGACAAGUGAUACAUGUUCUGGUAUAAAAGAAAUUAAUAUAAACUCAAAUCUCGAUAGUGGAUCAAAAAAUCUGGAAAUUGUUUCUGAUCUAACAGAUGCUGUGGAAAACAAAGCUCUAAACUCAGAUCAUGCUACAUUGAUUUCUGAACUGCAUAAUGAAAACGAAAAAAGCACAAGUAAUAUUCAGGAUGAGGUAAAAGAAAACAGUGCACCUGUAAAUUGUGACGGAGAUAAAGAUCAAACGAAUAUAAAAAAUAAUGAAGUUGGGGAAAAUAAGUCUAUAUUGCUUGAAGCUGAUAAUAAAAUGAAUGGAGAGGAAAAUGAUUCUCCAGAGUCAGGUGUAAGAUGUUUAUCUACUUCUGCUUGUAAAGAAAAACUUCCUGAUACUGAAGAAACCUCAGUGGUAAAAGAAGAUGAA
This is a messenger RNA of Stegodyphus dumicola, 3834 nucleotides long. RefSeq lists its product as uncharacterized. Gene Ontology annotation, molecular function: histone binding. The record is from RefSeq and is a predicted model, not a curated record. Gene Ontology annotation, biological process: negative regulation of DNA-templated transcription. Lineage: Eukaryota; Metazoa; Arthropoda; Arachnida; Araneae; Eresidae. Gene Ontology annotation, cellular component: RSF complex.